Molecule: messenger RNA, 2516 nt
Organism: Cyprinodon tularosa
Lineage: Eukaryota; Metazoa; Chordata; Actinopteri; Cyprinodontiformes; Cyprinodontidae
Gene: kcnk18
Product: potassium channel, subfamily K, member 18
Exons: 3
Coding region: 58-1263 (401 amino acids)
Biological process (GO): stabilization of membrane potential; potassium ion transmembrane transport
Cellular component (GO): membrane
Molecular function (GO): potassium ion leak channel activity
Source: RefSeq, a predicted model, not a curated record
GCGGGGUUGUUUUUUUCCCUCCUUCCAGAGCUGGAGGCUCAGACAGCAUCCUGCACCAUGACCGGCAAGAUGACCGAGACAGAACAGGUGCCAGAGUCUAAGAAGCUCUAUGCGCGCUUCUGGAGGCUCUUUCCUCACCUGACGCUGUUCUGCACCUUGUUGGGGUACACCGUGCUGGGCGCGCUCAUCUUCAUGCAGGUGGAAGGAGGGAGCGAAUCCAGCACCGAUCAGGAGUACCAUGCAUUCCUGGAGAGGAUUGUUCAGACCGUCCACGUAAAUAUCAAAAACAGCUCCUACACAAUUAAUGACACAGUGGAAGAUAUAAAGAACCAAAUGAAGGAGUUCAAUUCCAUAUGGUUCCAGAGCCCCAGCAGAUGGGAUUUCUAUGCUUCCAUGUUGUUCUGCUGCACUGUCUUUACAACAGUUGGAUAUGGGGAAAUCUAUCCAGUUACCUUGCUGGGUAAAAUCCUGUGCAUCAUAUAUGCUAUGUUUGGCAUCCCUCUCUUGCUUCUGGUCAUUCUCGAUAUGGGUGACUUUCUGGCUUUGGUGAUGAGUAAAGGCUACGCAAAAAUCUACACCCUCUGCAAGUCCCUUCGCUCCCGCAACUGGAAACCAUGGAAAACUCCCAGGAGAGGACGGCGGUCAGACCGCUGGAUUCUGGACGACGGCACCUCUGUUCUCCACAGUAAUGUUAUGAUAGGUCAACCUCUAGAUAUCCAGCAGGUUCUGAACACUCAAGCAGAUGUGCGACACAAGUCUAUCCGUCUCCAAAAAAAUAGCGAAAUCUUUGAAAAGAUCCUGAAGAGGGACAAUUUAUUUAGAAGUGAUCCACUGCACAAGUCCCUUUCCUGCCCUGAACUAGACCAGCUGCCACCACCUCCCAGAGGAUUUCAAAUAUGGGAUUUCACAGGGUUAGGGGAGGUAAUGGAGGAGUUUGAUGUUCCGUUCAUACUGAUCCUUUUCAUUGUUUUUGCGUACAUUUGCUUUGGGGGUUUGGUUUUGCCAAUGUGGGAAACUGAAAUAAAAGGUUUUGACCCCUUCUACCUUUGCUUUAUCACAGUCACCACCAUUGGGUUUGGGGAUAUCAUACCUAAACACCCCAAAUACUUCUUGCUUGUCUCACUUUUCAUUCUUGGUGGCAUGGCCAUUAUGACCAUGGCCUUUAAGUUGGGCCAGAUUAGAAUUGUUUCCUGUUAUCGCAACUUCGUCCAGUUGAUUAGCCGUUUAAAUACUGAAGCUCCAAAAAAAGUUUGUGUUUCUUAGUUUUGAAUCUCUUAAUGUAUUCUACCUUUUUUAGACAUGAAAUUGAGGGAAAAUGUGCACGUGCCUUUCACUUUACUCUGAUAUCAAAAACAUUUGUAUUUAUGCAUUUAGAUAGUGUGAGAAUUACAUGCAUAACUGAUCCGAAAAAAAUUACUGCACAGUAUCCAGAAUAAUAUGUUUACACAGUUUUCCAACUACAUGGAACUGGUUGUGAAUUAUUUGCUUUUUGGUGAUUGUAUUUGUUAUGUGAAAUUAAAUAUACCAGGUAACAUAUAUAUAUACCAUAUAUAUAAGUAUACCAUGCUCAACAUGAAUCUAAAACAGACUUUUUCUUGGGCUAGACCUUUGUUUUGUUGUUCCUCAGAGUCUUAAAUGUGGUGAAUGCUGGAUUCUACUUUAAUUCACUUCUAUGUCAGACUAAUAGUUGGAGAAGAAAAUGAACAUUCCUUUAUGUAGGGACAGUUAAAUAACCAAGGACUUUACAGUUCUUAAGACCUUACAUUCUGGAUCUUUUGUUUCUGUUUAAGUUUUGAUUUUUUGGGUUCCUAGGUUUGCUUUGUUUUUUUUCUGUGUUGCUGUAUACAUUUAGAUAAUUAUUGUAUUCUUAGUUUUGCCCUUCCUGGUUAGCUCUUUUUUCAACAUUGUUGGUAUUAUUUACACUGGGUAGCAGUAUUGCCUUACAGCAAGAAGGUUCUUGGUCCGUUUCCCGGCCCGGGGUCUUUUGCAUGUUCUCCUUGUGCAUGCGUGGGCGCCCUCCCACAGUCCAAAAACUUGUUAAUUGGCGUGUCUAAAUUGUCCUUAUCUGUGAAUGUGUUUGCAUGGUUGUAUGUAUUUGUGUGUCUCUGUGUUGCCCUGCGACAGACUGGCAACCUGACCAAGGUGUACCCCGCCUCUCGCCCAUAGACUGCUGGAGAUAGGCACCAGCCCCACUCCAAUCCUGACAUGGACCAAGCGGGAGAAAAUGGAAAUGGAUGUUUAUCCCUGGUUAUUAUUUGCUGCCCCCUGUGUCAUUUCCUUUCCCCUUAGCUCCUUCUAGUUACUUCUGUCCACACCUGCUCCUUAUUAGCUAAUCCGUCCCUACAUUCUUUGUCUCCCAUAUUUACCCCUCGGUUUAGUUACACAUUGCUGAUCCCUCGUCAUUUUUUAGGUUUAUUCCUGCCUAGUGUCUCCUAGGUUUUUGGUUGAGUUUCUUGUCAAUUGGUUCUGGACUAUGGAUUCUGUAUUUUUACCUCAAUAAAUUUUGCAAGCAAUCA